Schistosoma guineensis is the source of this 240-nucleotide messenger RNA. The record is from the annotation of a GenBank genome assembly. NCBI's taxonomy places the organism in Eukaryota, Metazoa, Platyhelminthes, Trematoda, Strigeidida, Schistosomatidae.
AUGGUUGUAUUGGUCAUAUCGUUCGAAUGUCAGAAUCCAGCUAUUGCAGCACCGGCUCCAGAACCAGCACCAGUGCCAAGUGGAAGGUGUCCUUGCUGUUCCGGUGCAUGCCCUCAAUGUCCUCGGUGUUGUGGAUGCCGUGGAUGUCGAGGUGGAGACUGUUGUGGAGGAUGUUGCAGUAAGCGUCGCACUAUCAACGCGAACUUGGAAGAUAUAAUUGCUGGCAAGGUCAAGCUCUGA